Messenger RNA from Amphibalanus amphitrite, 1777 nucleotides. RefSeq names its product mevalonate kinase-like. The coding region runs from base 457 to 1623 and encodes 388 amino acids. Gene Ontology annotation, cellular component: cytoplasm. The transcript is spliced from 6 exons. Gene Ontology annotation, biological process: isoprenoid biosynthetic process; cholesterol biosynthetic process. The record is from RefSeq and is a predicted model, not a curated record. Gene Ontology annotation, molecular function: mevalonate kinase activity; ATP binding. NCBI's taxonomy places the organism in Eukaryota, Metazoa, Arthropoda, Thecostraca, Balanomorpha, Balanidae.
CCAUGUCAGUCAAUAUUUUGAUUAUGUAUUUGUAAGGGUAAUUGUGUUAUUUUCGUAAUGUGGGGUGGGACAGAACAAAAAAUUGGAUAAUCAAUGAAUUUGCAUCACACUUUGUUUAGCUGAUAGCUCUUUUUAUGCCGAACAGACGCAAAUAAAGUAGACGUUGCUGCUGAAGUCGCCGCCCGGCUAAGAUGCCGUACACGGAGAAGUAUCUGCGGGACAGACUGAUCGCCGGACUGGAGGCAGCUCACGUGGAGGUGGUGGACGAAUCAGACGGCUGUGGCGGAAAGUUUUCCGUACUGAUCGUCUCCAAGCAGUUCGAGGGAAAGCCGCUGCUGGCCCGUCACAGGCUGGUCAACUCGCUGCUCAGUGAGGAACUGAAGGACAUCCACGCGUUCUCGCAGAAGACACUGACUCCUAAGCAGUGGGAGGAGCGACAGCAGCAGUAGCAGCAGCAUGGCCUCGAAGCAGCGCGGCCAGCCGGUGCUGCGCGUGUCCGCUCCGGGCAAGGUGAUUCUGUUCGGCGAGCACUCCGUGGUGUACAAGCGUCUGGCGGUGGCCGUCUCAGUGAGCCUGCGCACCCGGCUGAACCUGUACCAGACGGACGGCGAGGUGAGCCUCGACCUGCCCGACAUCGGCCUGCAGCGCUGCUGGCGCGCCGACCAGCUGCGCGCCUGGAUCGGAGGUCUGGUGCACGCCGAGUGGCACACGCCGCAGCCGGCCAGCGAGCCGCUGCGCCACGCGCUGCUCGAAGCCGUCCGGCGCCGAGAGCCCGACAUCAGCGCGCAGCACGCCCUGGCGCUGGUCUCCUUCUUUUACCUGUACUGCAGUCUGUGUCCGGGCUUCCCGGGCCUGCACGUGGAGGUGCGCUCGGAGCUGCCGACCGGCGCCGGCCUGGGCAGCUCGGCCGCCUACGGGGUCAGCCUGGUGACGGCGCUGCUGUACCGAUACCACCAGGUGGCCAACUCGCAGCACGAGCGGCUCACGCUGCGCACUGGCGAGCCGGUGCGGCCGGACGCGGCCACGCGGGCGCUCAUCUCCGAGUGGGCGCUGGCCAGCGACAAAAUCAUCCACGGCAACGCCAGCGGCAUCGACAACAGCGUCAGCACGCACGGCGGCGCGCUCACCUUCCGGGCCGGCGUGAUCGAGCCACUACAGGACGCUCAGCUGAUCCAGGUGCUGCUGGUGGACACGCGUGUUCCGCGUAACACGCGCGCCAUGGUGGCCCACGUGCACGAGCAGCUGGCUGACGACCGGUUCUCUGCGGCGCUGGAGCCGGUGCUCGACUCGAUGCAGGCGGUCUCGGAGUCGGCGCUGGCGGCGCUGGCGGACGGCGACCAGCCGGCGCUGGCGCGCCUGGUGGGCCUGAACCAGGCGCUGCUGGCCGCCCUUGGCGUGUCGCACCCGGCGCUGGACGCCGUCUGCCUGGCGGCGGCGCGCCGCGGCCUGCCCGCCAAACUGACGGGCGCCGGCGGCGGCGGCUUCGCGCUGGUGAUGCUGCCUGCCGGGACACCGGAGCACGCCGCCGCCGCCGUCCGCGACGACCUCGACCGGCUCGGUUACGGCGUGUACGACGUCCAGGUGGCCGGGGAAGGUGUGCUCGUGCAGAACCUGGCCGUCUGACCGGCCGACACCCAACACAUCUCGCCCAGAUUUCUACGGCACCGUAUUUAUUCCAGUCCGGUCACCGGGCGGCCAGACUCGUCUUGCCUGCCGCCGGUCGCUGACGCUUUCACUGCUGUUGAUAAUAAUGAUUAUAAUACAAUGACAUCUGAUA